This is a messenger RNA of Poecilia latipinna (sailfin molly), 1111 nucleotides long. Its product is annotated as inactive N-acetylated-alpha-linked acidic dipeptidase-like protein 2. The transcript has 7 exons. The annotation marks the transcript as partial. The record is from RefSeq and is a predicted model, not a curated record. NCBI's taxonomy places the organism in Eukaryota, Metazoa, Chordata, Actinopteri, Cyprinodontiformes, Poeciliidae.
AUGGAGAGCAAUGCAGACCUUCGAAUGCAGUACUGCACACCACACCACCACUGGGUUACAGAGCAGUGGAGACGUGACUUCAUGGCCUACAGGAAGGUGUGUGAUGCCCAGGCGGGGCCACUGGAUGGAGAGGUUCUGCGCUGCUCUGGAUCCCUGGAACUCGACUGGGACCUGGACAAGGAGGAGCUGCAGGAAGCGGGGCCAAGCAGCGAACGCACGCAGAUGCAGCAUGGCGACUGCCAGAGAUCAGGUUGUUCAGACCCUGGCCCUGACCCUGACCCCGAGUUCAUGGAACCCAUCCAGAAUUCUGUCUCAGUUUCACCUCAUGGACGCUUUGAACGACUCCAAGAGGAUCCCAACUACAUCUCUCACUUCACCAGGACGACUGGCCACAAAGGUCAAAGGCGACUUCACUGUUUCAUACUCAGAUACUUCCUUGCCGGGGUGGGAAUUUUUGUCCUUGGUAUCCUCGUUGGCUGGUUCAUCCACACUUCUUCGAAACGUCCCACUGCUCCUCCACCUGAAAGCUUGGACCUGCUUGAAGAGCUGCUCAGAGGAAUCAAAGCUGACAAGAUAGAUGCUCUCCAAAAGUCUUUCUCCAGCCUGGCAGGCGACACUGAGGAGUCCAGGGCCAGGUACCUGUACAGGCAGUGGGUCGGACUUGGCCUGACUGAUGUCCACCUGUACAAUCACACGGUUCUGCUCAGCUUGCCUGGCUCCACUCCAAACACCAUCACCGACAGAUCCAGCCACCAGUGUUUUCUUCCCCACGGGACCCCGUGUGACCAGCGGGGGCCCACUGACCUGCUGAAGCAGCAGUUCUCCUACGCAGCCUACUCUGCAGUAGGCAGCGUUCAGGGAGAGGUGGUGGAUGUCCAGUAUGCCAGUGUGGAAGACUUGAGAAGAGCCAAAGACUCCCUGAACCUCACUAACCAGAUUGCUGUGGUCAAGCUUGGUCAAGCACCCUUAUUAUAUAAGCUGUCUCUGUUAUCUGACUUCGGUUUUCGAGGCGUUCUUCUCUACAUCGAUCCCUGUGACGCGCCGCCUGGCCGAAACAUCUGGCAUGAAGCUUUCAGAGUCACUUUAAAUCCUGGAGGAAACCCUUCCUUUG